This is a messenger RNA of Sitophilus oryzae (rice weevil), 1882 nucleotides long. RefSeq names its product gustatory receptor for sugar taste 64e-like. Gene Ontology annotation, cellular component: membrane. Gene Ontology annotation, biological process: detection of chemical stimulus involved in sensory perception of taste; sensory perception of chemical stimulus. The record is from RefSeq and is a predicted model, not a curated record. Gene Ontology annotation, molecular function: taste receptor activity. NCBI's taxonomy places the organism in Eukaryota, Metazoa, Arthropoda, Insecta, Coleoptera, Curculionidae. The transcript is spliced from 8 exons. The coding region runs from base 24 to 1298 and encodes 424 amino acids.
UGCAGCAGCUCCUCAACGGCGCAAUGCGUGUUCUAAAGAAGAUGAAGUCGGAAACGUCGCUAACCAUUGACGAGAGCAAUGCCAACGGCAUCGUGCCUUUUAGACCGCGUCAUUUCUACGACAAUAUACGAUUCGCGCUGAUCUUGUCCCAGUUUUUCGGCUUGAUGCCGUUGCAAGGAAUCAGCAAAAACGUGCAGGAUGUCAAGUUCAAGUGGGUCAGUUUCCGAAUGGUGUACGCCUCGGUGCACGUGGGAUGCGUUUUGGCCAUGGCGAUCGCUUGUAUAGUUAAGUUGGCGGUCUAUGGAUUUGUGAUCGACGAAACUGCUGUAACAUGCUUUUAUAUAUCAAAUACUUUCGCUGCAGUACAUUUCAUAUAUUUGGCGAUGAGGUGGCAGGGAAUCCUUAAAGAAUUCUCCUAUGUGGAGAUGUCAAUGAGGGACUAUGCAGUUAAUAAAAACGUCAGAAGGACAAAUAUUCUGAGAGCAACAUCGUUCAUGUUCUUUGGAUUAAUAGAGCACGUUUUUUUCAUACUCACGAACGUACAGUCCAGUUUUACUUGUGAAAAUUUCAAGAAAUAUCCAGUUGAAAUAUAUUUUGGUUCUGCUUUUCCACAAUGGUUUAAAUUACUUGGAUAUACACAUUGGACCGCUGUUCUAGUGGAGUUCACUAAUAUUGUUAGCACCUUUACCUGGAAUUUUACUGAUCUCUUUAUCAUCCUAAUCAGUGUAUCUCUUAGGGAGAAAUUUAAUCAAAUAUCUAGCAGGAUAAAGCAAUAUAAGAAUCCACCAACAAAAUUUUGGAAAGAAAUUCGGGAAGACUACUAUAAAGUUUCUUACUUGACCAAAGUAGUAGAUGUUCAAAUUGCCAGUCUAGUUCUAAUAUCCUUUUUAAACAACAUAUUUUUCCUUUGCAUUCAGCUAUAUAAUAGCAUAAAAGAGAGGGAAGCUAUUAUUGAGAGCGUGUACUUUUUCUAUUCGUUUGGAUUCAUCGUUUUUCGGGUGGUAGCUGUUUCUCUUUAUUCGGCAACUUUAAACGAAGCAGCUAGGAAGCCACUAAAAUAUUUGUAUUCUCUACCUACAGAAAACUAUACCACUGAUGUAAGUCGACUUAUUACUCAAAUAAACUAUUUGCCCAAUGGUAUUACGGGACAUGGUUUUUUUCUGAUAACCAAAAAUUUUCUUUUGCAAGCAGCGGCAACUGUUGUAACUUUCGAGCUAAUGAUUUUUCAGUUUUCUCCUGCUAUGAAAUCAAAAUAUUCAUCAAAUUCAACACAUAAUGAAACGAUUUGUAUAAAAUAACUUUUAUUAUAUUUAUUUUUGUAUUUAUAUAAAAUAUCAGCAAUAGAGAUAUUAGAUAUAUACAGUGAUGGGGCAGUAGGUAAGUCCCAAUGGGUAGGUAAAUAAUAUUUGGGUAUAUACUUGGUAUAUGAACAGAAGGUGUAGGGUAUAGAUAUACCCAUUGAGGAAUAGUGUAGAUCUAUUCCUGGUAUAUUAGUUAUUGUAUAUAUUACCGGUGGUCGAGGAAUCCUCUUAUAAAAUUAAGAUAUUUAUCAAAAUUGUAACGCCGGCGUUAUGCUGAAGUGUUUUUGAGAGAAUGUAUUUGCUAUUGUGAACUCUUAUGUGCAUUCUUUGAGUAACUGAUGGUUUUCUAACCAUUUAUUCUUAGAUAUUUUUUAUGCUGUAUUUCACAAUAAAUUAUUGUUAAAAUUUUUUGUCAGUAUAGGUACCUUAAAUUAACAUAAUAAGUGGGUAUAUACCGGGUAUAUUGCGGGUAUUUGCCCAUAUUCAAAAAUGUACCCUGUAUGUACAUACUGGGUUUAUACUAGGUAUAUAUACCCGGCCACAACUUAAGUAUUUACUCAAAUUUCAAUAUACCGGGUGUU